AUGUCAAACACACUCACUCUCGAAGAGCAAUUUCGUGAACUUGUUCUUUCUAUGAAGGAAAUGAAUCCCACGUGGAUGGCAGCCGAUAUUGCUGAUGAAAUACAAUCUUAUGAAAAUCCACCUUCAUUACAUCGUGAUGCUUUAAGAAGAAAAAUAAGUCGAAUAUUACAACGAGGAACAAUCAAGGAUAGAUCAAGAUGUGGUGCACCACGAACUGUUCGAAUAGAACAAUUGAAGAAAGCAGUAAAACGAGAAGCAUCAAUAGUAAAAUAUCCAAGUGGUGUUAUGUUUUGGGGUGCGAUUACCACGAAAGGCUUGAUACUUCAAGAUGGUCCUAUCAAUUUUACUCAAUGGUUACGAGAUCAAUGUCGACUUGAUAAGCGCAAAAGAAUGUACAUGACUGGUGAUUUAUAUGCUAAAUUUUUACGUGAAGAAGCUAUUUCGACAAUUAAUGAAGUGGUUGAAAAUCUGAACGAAGUCAUAUUCCAAGAUGAUCAAGAUUCAAAACAUCGAACGAAAAUAGGUGUGGAUGUUGUAAAUGAUUUCUUUGAAGAUAGAAUCGAACCAAAUGAUGGAGAUGCUAAAUUUGCAGAUGUGUGA
This is a messenger RNA of Rotaria sordida, 600 nucleotides long. The record is from the annotation of a GenBank genome assembly. Lineage: Eukaryota; Metazoa; Rotifera; Eurotatoria; Philodinida; Philodinidae.